CUAAUUUGGCCCGAUUUAUCUAUCAGUAUUCGGGCCUCUAGUCCACUGAUAUUAAUACCAAAACCCUAGCUUUCAAUCUUCAUCUUCUUCCAACCUAAAUCCUCCAACUGAAAUACCUAGCAGCGGUAGCCGCCUCUUGCUCCGUUUUAAAAUUCUUGUUUUCAGGAAGUAAGCAAACAUGGCGUAUGCAGCGAUGAAGCCUACGAAGCCUGGUUUGGAGGAUGCACAAGAGCAGAUCCACAAGAUUAGGAUCACUCUUUCGUCGAAGAACGUGAAGAACCUCGAAAAGGUUUGUGCUGAUUUGGUUCGUGGUGCCAAAGACAAGAGACUGAGGGUUAAGGGACCCGUGAGGAUGCCAACAAAAGUCCUGCACAUCACCACCCGGAAAUCUCCCUGCGGUGAAGGUACCAACACAUGGGACAGAUUUGAGCUUCGUGUCCACAAGCGGGUCAUCGACCUCUUUAGCUCUGCUGACGUUGUUAAGCAGAUCACGUCUAUCACCAUUGAACCGGGUGUUGAGGUUGAAGUCACAAUUGCUGAUUGAUGUGUUCCAUAUUUCUGAAGUUCUUAAAUCCACUCGUAGUUAUCUAGAGUUUUAUGUACUGUGUGUGCCUGCCCUGUUUCAAUCUCAAAUGUUAAGGUUAAUGCGUUAUCCAUUUUUGUCAUGAUUUUGAAGUUUAUAACUUAUUCUGGGAGCAAAAUUUUUGUCUACUGUCAUUUCGUUGAUUUCUUUGGAUUUUUUUUUACUUAGAUGAAAAGUUAGAAUAUAAUUCCAUGAGCUGUAUUCUGCUUUUACGUUCCUUAUGUUUCAAUGUUAACCGUUGGAUUUAUUUUGAUAGCCAAUAUUAUUAACACUAAAUGAAGUUGCGGGUCCAAGUAAAGGCCAGAUUUGUUA
Molecule: messenger RNA, 895 nt
Organism: Benincasa hispida (wax gourd)
Lineage: Eukaryota; Viridiplantae; Streptophyta; Magnoliopsida; Cucurbitales; Cucurbitaceae
Product: small ribosomal subunit protein uS10y
Biological process (GO): translation
Cellular component (GO): ribosome; small ribosomal subunit
Molecular function (GO): RNA binding; structural constituent of ribosome
Source: RefSeq, a predicted model, not a curated record